CUCCACUUCACGACCAACGACAAUGGCAGAGCAGAAGAACGACAAGAAGCCCGAGGAGACACCUGCCGCCGCGCCGGCACAGGAGAAGAAGAAGCUGCCGCAGCUCGGCGCGCUGGAGGACGACGACGAGUUUGAGGACUUCCCCGCAUCCGAACAAACCACCACGGUCGCCGACACGCUCGCCACCGCCCCCGGCACCGAGCAGCUGUGGGAGGAUAACUGGGACGACGACGACGUCGAGGACGACUUCCAGAAGCAGCUCCGGCAGGCUAUUGCCGAGCGUGCGGGCGGGGGGGACGAGGCGAUGAAGGAGUAAGCGACGCGACGCGGCGCGCAGCGCUGCGUCGAGCGGGGUCCGGCUCGCUCGCUUUGACACCACGACGACCGACCGGCACGACGCCUCACGACGCCCCGCCCCGCCCCGCCCACCCGCGAUGAGACGAGAUAGAGAGCUUUACGCCAGCAGCAUGCACUUAUAGUGCGG
This is a messenger RNA of Vanrija pseudolonga, 484 nucleotides long. RefSeq names its product 26S proteasome complex subunit SEM1 (gene SEM1). NCBI's taxonomy places the organism in Eukaryota, Fungi, Basidiomycota, Tremellomycetes, Trichosporonales, Trichosporonaceae. The transcript is spliced from 3 exons. The record is from RefSeq and is a predicted model, not a curated record. Gene Ontology annotation, cellular component: proteasome regulatory particle, lid subcomplex; proteasome complex. Gene Ontology annotation, biological process: double-strand break repair via homologous recombination; proteasome assembly; mRNA export from nucleus. Bases 23 to 316 code for a protein of 97 amino acids.